Molecule: messenger RNA, 2661 nt
Organism: Aureobasidium melanogenum CBS 110374
Lineage: Eukaryota; Fungi; Ascomycota; Dothideomycetes; Dothideales; Saccotheciaceae
Product: nitrate reductase
Exons: 3
Coding region: 1-2661 (886 amino acids)
Biological process (GO): nitrate assimilation; nitric oxide biosynthetic process
Molecular function (GO): molybdopterin cofactor binding; molybdenum ion binding; heme binding
Source: RefSeq, a predicted model, not a curated record
AUGACCACUGUUCAAGCGACCGAAGAGGAAACUGUGCACCUACGACGAGUAUCUGCAGACUUCCCACCUACACCACCAGACUCGGAUCUUAGCGAUGGAGAGAAGUCGACGAACAAAACAGCAUCCACACAAUUUCCUCUGCCUCCACCAUCACACCCGCCGACUGUGAUCGAUCCGCUAGAUCAAAAAACGCCUGAUGGAUGGCUACCGCGAGACUCGAGACUAAUCAGAUUGACUGGAGCACAUCCGUUUAAUUGCGAAGCACCUCUCACGGAUCUAUACAACGAAGGAUGGUUGACAAGUCCGGAACUGUUCUACGUAAGAAACCAUGGUCCUGUGCCUCAGGUUAAUGAUGAAGAUAUCCCAGAGUGGGAGUUCACAGUGGAAGGACUUGUCGAAAAACCACUCACAAUCAAGUUCAAAGACCUCGUUCGAGAAUACGACCAGAUCACAUGUCCUGUGACUCUUGUCUGUGCUGGCAACAGACGAAAGGAACAGAACGUUGUCCGUAAGACCAAGGGUUUCUCGUGGGGCGCUGCUGGUGUAUCAAAUGCUUUGUGGACUGGUGUCAUGAUGCAUGAGAUUCUGAAGAAGGCUGGACUGAAGAGAGGAGCAAGAUACGUAUGCAUGGAAGGUGCCGACAAACUGCCCAAUGGAUACUACGGUACCUCGGUCAAACUUAACUGGGCAUUGGAUCCCAACAGAGGCAUGAUGCUGGCCUACAAGAUGAACGGCGAGAUGCUGACACCGGACCACGGCAAGCCUCUACGAGCCCUGAUUCCUGGUCAAAUAGGAGGCCGCAGCGUCAAAUGGCUAAAGAAGCUCAUCAUUACCGACAAGCCAAGUGACAACUGGUACCACAUCUACGACAACCGCGUCCUUCCAACGACCGUUUCGCCAGAGGAAUCUGCAAACAACAAGGAUUGGUGGAUGGAUGAGAGAUAUGCCAUCUACGACCUAUCGACCAACUCCGCAAUGGCACAUCCGGUUCACGAAGAGCAAUUAUGUGUCGUCGGGGCUCCAGAAAACUACCGUGUCAAGGGAUACGCUUACGGUGGUGGAGGUCGCCGUGUGACACGUGUCGAAGUCACCUUGGAUAAAGGCAAAAGCUGGCGUCCUGCCAAUGUUGAUUAUGCCGAAGACAGAUACCGAGAAGCAGGUCCUGUCGACCUCUACGGUGGUAGGCUAGACAUGGAAUGGAGAGAAAGCUGCUUCUCCUGGGCAUUCUGGAACAUCGACAUCCCAGUCGAUGAUUUGAAAGAUGCAAAGGACAUCAUGUGUCGAGCCAUGGAUGAGAGCAUGAACAUUCAGCCUCGUGACAUGUACUGGAGUGUUCUGGGUAUGAUGAACAACCCUUGGUACCGGAUCGCCAUCCACCGAGAGAACGACUAUCUGCGUUUCGAGCACCCCACGCAACCCGCAUUGAUGCCUGGCGGUUGGAUGGAACGCGUGAAGAAGCUAGGAGGCAAUCUCGCUAACGGCUACUGGGGCGAACAGCUUGGAAGCUCAGAUGCACCGGAACCUGUUACGGAAGCAGCACAAGAUGUGAAGAUGACUAAGGACGGAAUAGACAAGAAAAUCACCAUCGACGACCUUCGCAAGCAUGACACGGAACAAGCACCAUGGUUCGUCGUCAAUGGUGAGGUUUACGACGGUACAGCGUUCUUGGAAGGUCAUCCCGGAGGCGCUCAAAGUAUUGUUUCAGCAGCUGGACUGGACAGCACUGACGAAUUCAUGGCCAUUCACAGCGAGACUGCCAAAGCCAUGAUGCCAACAUAUCACAUUGGCACGCUAGACGAGGAGGGCAAGCGAGCAUUGAGUGGUGAGGAGGCACAGCCUGACGAGAAUGCGACACCUUCGGAAACCUUCUUGCACCCACGCACAUGGAAAAAAGCCAUCUUACAAUCGAAGACUACGGUGUCUUGGGACAGUCGCGUCUUCAGAUUCAAGCUCGAGACGGACGAUCAGAAACUUGGUCUCCCGACUGGCCAGCACAUCAUGAUGCGUUUGCGCGAUCCAGUAACACGCGAGGCCAUCAUCCGGUCUUACACGCCCAUUUCAGAGACGGCCGAAAAGGGCUUUGUCGACAUCCUGAUCAAGGUGUAUUUCAAGAAUGGCACAUCGGAGGGAGGCAAGAUGUCGCAAGCUCUCGACUCUUUACCCAUAGGUCACUUUGUCGACUUCAAGGGACCGAUUGGCAAAUUCCAAUAUCUCAGCCAAGGUCUCUGUGCCGUUAACGGCGUUGAGCGACGCAUCUCGCAAUUCGUCAUGAUCUGUGGUGGUUCAGGUGUCACGCCAAUCUACCAAGUUUUCCGUGCAGUGAUGCAGGAUGCUAGUGACAAGACCAAAUGCACGUUGCUGGAUGGCAACCGCCUUGUCGAAGACAUUCUGUGCAAAGGCGAGCUGGACAGCUAUGCCAAGGACAACGAGCACAAAGCAAAGCUACUAUACACUCUAACUCAAGCACCAGACCACUGGGAUGGUCUGAGAGGACGUAUUGCCGCACCGCUGCUUGCUGAACACGCCAGUAAAGAAGCGCUCAAGCUCGAGCCGACUGAACAGGCUCUAAUCCUGAUCUGCGGCCCUGAAGCACUUGAGAAGAGUUGUCACGCCGCAUUACUGAACCAAGGCUGGCGCGAUGAUGAGAUGCUCUUCUUCUAA